Messenger RNA from Tachyglossus aculeatus (Australian echidna), 3804 nucleotides. RefSeq names its product ubiquitin specific peptidase 11 (gene USP11). Gene Ontology annotation, molecular function: cysteine-type deubiquitinase activity. The record is from RefSeq and is a predicted model, not a curated record. NCBI's taxonomy places the organism in Eukaryota, Metazoa, Chordata, Mammalia, Monotremata, Tachyglossidae. Gene Ontology annotation, biological process: protein deubiquitination.
AUGAAUGCCCCCUCGGCCUCAGCUGCCGGGGGGGGGCGGGAUGUUCCCUUUCCCUCUUCGGUUAGCCCAUCAAAGGUGGUGGCAGACUGCUCCUCGGGUUGGGAGGGGGUCCGGACCCCGGUUCCCUCCCUGGGGACGGGAGCGCAGGGAGUGGAGGCCCCCGGGGUCUCGGGGAGUGAGGUGCCCGGGGCGGAGAGCGAGGGCGGGGGCCGCUCCCGUUGCCCCAACCCUGCGGCCCAUCCAUCCUUCCCCCCGCCCUUCGAGCCCACCCUAAGAUCCCUCCCAACCCAUCGGAGUCAUAGGCGCCCUGCCGCCCUCUCUUAUUUUCCCCAACCACCACCCAGGAUAGGGUGUCUGGGGCUGCAGCUGCUCUUGUUCACGGAGAGAUGGGGACUGUCGGGGAGCCCUAGUGACAGCGUGGAGCGGCCUGGUUCGGAUGGAAUCGACAAGCGCGGGGCAGAGGCCGAAGAGGUUUUGGGGACUCAGACCCUCCAGAAGAGUCAGGGGCUCGGGUGGUCGGCAGGGCCCCCGGGGCCGGGUCCUGCACCCCCGCUGCCCUCCGGGGAGAGCUCUCGAUUCAAUGCCUGGACUCUGUUUGGUGCCUCUGGCUGCGGCCCCCCCCUUGGUCUCAUGCCCGCUGAGGAGGAGUCCGUUACCCAGACCGGUCGCCACCCGCGUCUGCAAUAUAAAAUCUCUGACCAACGGGCGGUUCUCCGGCGCCCGGCCCUAACAUGGCGGGCCCUUCGGCCUCGCCCAACCUCAAUAUGGCGGCGCUUCCGCUUCCGGCGCGGGAGGGCGGAGGGCGGGGCGCGGCCGGAAGCGGCGGGCGCGAGGCGUAGGGCAGUUCCGGUCCGCUCCUUCCUGGUUCCGGCGGCGGCGUCGGAGAUGGCGGCGGCGGCGUCGGCGGUGUCCGGGCCCGGCUCCGGCUCGGUCCCGGGCCUGGAGAGCCAGCGGUGGCAGGUGGAAAACGGAGAGAGCGGGAGAGAGCGGCCGCUGCGGCCGGGGGACCGCUGGUUUCUCCUGGAGCAGCACUGGUAUCAGCAAUGGGAGGCUUAUGUGCAGUCCGGAGACCAGGAAUCCAGCACCUUCCCCGGGAGAAUCAGUAACGCUGAGCUCUUUGAAGAUCAGGAGUCGUGGCGGCUGAAGGAGCGUCUAGUGGAGGGUGAGGACUACAUCUUGGUUCCUGCGGAAGUUUGGUGCAAGCUGGUGAGCUGGUACGGACUGGAGCACGGACAGCCGCCCAUCGAACGCAAGGUGGUGGAGCUGCCCAGCACUCACAAGGUGGAGGUGUAUCCCGUGGAGCUGCUCCUUUGCCAGCAUAGUGACAUGGACAGCCUCAACCCGACGCAGUUCAGCCGCGCAGACUCCAUCGAGCUGGUGCUGCGGGUGGCCCGGCAGCAGUUCCAGGUGGGGCCCGAAGAGGAGACGCGACUGUGGGUGAAGAACUCGGACGGGUCCUGCGAACGGCUGCGCAACCCCCACGUGUCGGUCCUGGACGCCUGCCUGAGCCCCGGACAGAUCGUUGUCAUGGAGACACGCAACAAGGACGGCACCUGGCCCAGCUCCCGGCCCCAUAUCAUGAAGAACAUGGUGGAUGAGGAGGAGGGGUACCGCGGCCAGCCCGGGGUCUGCGGCCUCACGAAUCUCGGCAACACUUGCUUCAUGAACUCCGCCCUGCAGUGUCUCAGCAACGUGCCUCCUUUGACCGAGUAUUUCCUGCACAACCGCUAUCUGGAGGAACUGAAUUUCUGCAACCCGCUAGGCAUGAAGGGAGAGAUCGCCGAGGCCUACGCCGACCUGGUCAAACAGGCCUGGUCCGGGCACCACCGCUCCGUCGUGCCCCGCAUGUUCAAGACCAAGGUGGGCCACUUUGCUUCUCAGUUCCUGGGCUACCAGCAGCAUGACUCCCAGGAGCUCCUCUCCUUCCUGCUGGACGGGCUGCACGAGGACCUCAACCGUGUCAAAAAAAAGGAGUACGUGGAGCUGCGGGACGCCGCCGGCCGGCCGGACCAGGAAGUGGCGGAGGAGGCCUGGCGCAACCACAAGCGGCGGAACGACUCCGUCAUCGUGGACACCUUCCACGGGCUCUUCAAGUCCACGCUGGUCUGUCCCGAGUGUGGCAAGGUGUCGGUGACGUUUGACCCCUUCUGCUACUUGAGCGUGCCUCUGCCCGUCAGCAAGGAGCGCAGCAUGGAGGUCUUCUUCGUCUCCAUGGAUCCCCGCAAGAAGCCGGAACAGCACCGGUUAGUGGUCCCCAAAGCCGGGAAGGUGUUGGAUCUCUGCAUCGCGUUGGCCAAACACACGGGCGUCUCUCCUGAUCGGAUGAUGGUGGCCGACGUGUUCAGUCACCGGUUCUACAAGAUCUACCAGCUGGAGGAGGCCCUGAGCUGCAUCCUGGACCGAGAUGACAUCUUCAUCUACGAGGUGUCCGGAGGGUCAGGCGAGGGGCCGGGCGAGGACGUGGUGCUUCCCGUCUACCUGCGGGAGCGGGCGCCCGCCCGGGACUACAGCGACUCCUACUACGGGCUCAUGCUGUUCGGCCACCCGCUGCUGGUGUCCGUGCCUCGGGAUCGCCUCUCCUGGGAUGCCCUCUACCACAUCCUGCUGCAUCGCCUCUCCCGCUACGUGACUCGGCCGGGCUCGGACGACGAGGAGGAGGAGGAAGAGGAGGAAGAGAAUAGCGAAGAGGAGAAUCUGUACAACAAGCGGCCUAAUGGACUGAGUGAGGGAGAAGAGGAGGAAGAGGAGGAGGAGGAGGAGGAAGAAGAAGAGGAAGAGGAGGAAGGGGAGGGAAGCUCCCCGGAAGGCUCCGCCCACCCGGUCUCCACUCCGGUGGGUGGAGAGGAGAACCGGGCCGAGGCGGUUGGCAGCGGAGAGGGGGAGACGGAGGGGCGGCCCGGCGGCGGCGGCCCCCCCAGCCCCGGCCCCGCCAACCAGCCCAAGCGGCCCUGCCGACCCCUUCCCCGGCCCCCGCGCCGCCGGCGGCGGAGGCGCCGGCGCCGGCGCCGGCGGAAGCUGCUCUUCAGCCUGCAGACGGUCAACUCCAACGGCACCAGUGACCGAGCCAGCUUCAGCGAAGACGCCAACGGGGUCUCCUUCAACUCCCAGCCUUACAUUGCCAUCGAUUGGGAUCCGGAGAUGAAGAAGCGUUACUACAACGAGGUGGAGGCUGAGGGCUACGUGAAGCACGACUGUAUGGGUUACUUGCUGAAGAAGACCCCAGUGCGGCUUCAGGAGUGCGUCGACCUCUUCACCACAGUGGAGACGCUGGAGGAGGAGAACCCCUGGUACUGCCCGACCUGCAAGCGGCACCAGCUGGCCACCAAGAAGUUAGACCUGUGGGCGCUGCCCGAGGCUCUCAUCAUCCACCUCAAGCGCUUUUCCUACACCAAGUUUUCUCGCGAGAAGCUGGACACCCUCGUCGAGUUCCCCAUCCGGGACCUGGACUUCUCCGAGUUCAUCAUCAAGCCACGGACAGAGACCGAGGCCCCCCCCUGCAAAUACGACCUCAUCGCCGUCUCCAACCACUACGGGGGCCUGCGGGACGGCCACUACACGACGUUUGCCCGGAACAAGGACAGCGGGCAGUGGCACUAUUUUGACGACAGCAGUGUCUCCCCGGUGUCGGAAAGCCAGAUCGAGUCCAAGGCGGCCUACGUUCUCUUCUACCAGCGGCAGGACAAGGUGCGGCGGCCCCCGGCCCGGCCCGGCCCCCCCAGCUCCCUGGCCGCCCCUCUGGCCCAGCUCUCCGACGGCCCCGCGCCCCGCGCCGAGUCAAUGGAUGUGGACUGAAAGCGCUGCGGC